CGCGCAGACGCGUACUGGUGCCCCUCAUCUAUCCUGCCUGUCUUUCUGAAGGGGUAUUGUUACCCUACGGAGCGGAGGGGCCAGGAGGAUGGGAGGCGGGUUCUUCUGCGCAGGCGUCCCCUGUGUCCCGACGCCCGGCUGUCUGCGGGGUUGGGCGGGGGCUCUUGCCCCCUCAGAUCUGGGGGCGGAAGAGGAUCAUGGAUUUUCCUGGACACUUUGAACAGAUCUUCCAGCAACUGAACUACCAAAGACUUCAUGGCCAGCUCUGUGAUUGUGUCAUUGUAGUAGGGAAUAGGCAUUUUAAAGCCCACCGCUCUGUACUGGCAGCUUGUAGCACACAUUUCCGAGCCUUGUUCUCAGUGGCAGAGGGAGAUCAGGCCAUGAACAUGAUCCAGCUGGAUAGUGAGGUAGUGACAGCAGAGGCCUUUGCUGCACUGAUUGACAUGAUGUAUACCUCCACCCUCAUGCUGGGGGAGAGCAAUGUUAUGGAUGUCUUAUUGGCAGCCUCUCACCUGCAUUUGAACUCUGUUGUUAAGGCAUGUAAACAUUACUUAACAACAAGGACGCUGCCCAUGUCUCCCCCUAGUGAGCGUGUUCAGGAACAGAGUGCCCGCAUGCAGCGCUUCUUUAUGUUGCAGCAGCUGGGACUAAGCAUCGUGAGCUCAGCCCUCAAUUCCAACCAGAAUGGUGAGGAGCAGCAGGCCCCCAUGAGCUCAUCGAUGCGCAGUAACCUGGACCAGCGGACGCCCUUCCCCAUGAGACGCCUUCAUAAGCGCAAGCAGUCUGCAGAGGAACGGGCCAGACAGCGUCUCCGACCCACCAUGGAUGAGUCUGCCAUUUCCAAUGUUACUCCGGAGAAUGGGCCUUCAGGGGUUCAUUCUCGAGAGGAAUUCUUCUCACCAGAUUCUCUGAAAAUUGUGGAUAAUCCUAAAGCUGACGGAAUGACCGACAACCAGGAAGACAGUGCCAUCAUGUUUGACCAGUCUUUCGGUGCUCAAGAAGACGCCCAGGUGCCUAGCCAGUCUGACAACAGUGUCAGCAACAUGGCACAGUUGUCGAUGGCUUCUCGCGCGACUCAGGUUGAGACUAGUUUUGAGCAGGAAGCUGCAACUGAUAAAAGUGGUUUUCAGUGUGAAAAUCCUGAGGUUGGCCUUGGUGAGAAGGAGCACAUGAGAGUAGUGGUUAAAUCUGAGCCUUUGAGUUCUCCUGAACCUCAGGAUGAAGUGAGUGAUGUGACCUCACAAGCAGAAGGCAGCGAAUCUGUGGAAGUGGAAGGAGUUGUGGUCAGUGCUGAGAAGAUAGACCUCAGCCCUGAAAGCAGUGAUCGGAGUUUUUCAGAUCCCCAGUCCAGCACUGACAGGGUAGGUGACAUCCAUAUUUUGGAAGUCACAAAUAACUUAGAUCAUAAGUCCACUUUUAGCAUUUCAAAUUUUCUUAACAAGAGCAGAGGAAGCAACUUUAGCGCAAAUCAGAACAACGACGAUAAUAUCCCAAACACCACUAGUGACUGCAGGCUGGAGUGUGAGGCCCCUUAUUUGUUGAGUCCAGAGGCUGGGCCUGCUGGUGGGCCCACCUCAGCCCCUGGCUCUCAUGUAGAAAACCCAUUCAGUGAGCCUGCAGACUCCCAUUUUGUUAGGCCUAUGCAGGAAGCAAUGGGCCUGCCAUGUGUGCAGACAUCAGGCUAUCAAGGAGAACAGUUUGGGAUGGAUUUUUCCAGAUCUGGUUUGGGCCUCCACUCCUCCUUCUCCAGGGUAAUGAUGGGUUCCUCAAGAGGAAAGGCCAGUAACUUUCCAUACUACCGCCGUAUAGCUCCCAAAAUGCCAAUUGUAACUUCUGUCAGGAGCUCACAGAUCCCAGAAAACUCUGCCAGUUCCCAGCUAAUGAUGAAUGGGGCCACAUCCUCAUUUGAAAGUGGGCAUCCUUCCCAGCCUGGCCCUCCACAGUUGACCAGGGCAUCUGCCGAUGUCCUGUCAAAGUGCAAGAAGGCCUUAUCAGAGCACAAUGUCCUGGUUGUAGAGGGAGCUCGCAAGUAUGCCUGUAAAAUCUGCUGCAAGACUUUUUUGACCUUGACAGAUUGCAAGAAGCACAUCCGUGUUCACACAGGUGAAAAACCAUAUGCCUGCCUGAAGUGUGGCAAGAGGUUCAGUCAGUCCAGCCACCUGUAUAAACAUUCUAAGACUACCUGUCUGCGCUGGCAGAGCAGCAGUCUUCCAAGCACUUUGCUCUAACCCUGACCUCUUGAGAUAAUGUUGAUGCCAGUUGUAGGACCAAAACUAAAACUGUGUUUUGGCUGAGGGCUAAUGCCCCUGGGUUUGAGGCUUCAGGCUGCCCAAUGGCUCUUGCAAAUUUCGAUGACUCAGUGGAGAACUAACAUGUUAGUGGAGAACUAAUAGUGCUAGUGCUGCUGCAUUUCUCAGUGAAAUGCACGCUUUCAGAGAGAUGCAGUCCUCCAAGUUCUUCCUUAGGGUUGAGUAAUGCAGUCAAAAAGUAGUUUAUAAUUGAUGUUAAAAGUGGCACAUGUAAAAAUUAAAAAUUAAAGUGCAAAAAACUUUUUUAGCAAUUUUUGUAAAACUCUGUGAAGCAUUUAAUUAAAUUUCUUAUACCCUCUGAUGGGGCUAUUAUAUACCUGUACAGUGAUACAAGACUCAUUUAUGUUUAACCAGUGGCAACUUUGUGCCCAUUUAAAAAGCCCUCCAGGAUGACACGCCUGUCAGCCACAAUGCUUUAAAGCCUAUUAUGAGCUAGUCGUUGGCCUCACAAAGUACUGUAUUUUUUAUUUUUUUCUGAUUUGCAGUCAUAGACACUGCACUUUGAUGGUGCUGGCACUGGGUCCAGAGCAAGCAUACUCUGGGCUGUUAGGUGUAUAUACUUUGAAAACAUCGUUGGAUAGAAGUUUUAAUAAUUAUCUUGGUUUUAAAAACAAAAUUGUAAAUGGAGUAUGUACUUGUAGGGAGUGACAAGUAAGAUAUUGUUUCUGUGUGUGUGGUUUUAGCAGUAUUUUAACCAACUCGUAUACAUAUGUUACAAUUCCAUGUUUGGAAGUCAGAAAAGAGCUAGUGUUUGUCUUUGUUCUGAUGAUGUGGAGUCCUGUUUUGUGGGAUCUUUCAUAGCACAUUUACCCUUUGUUUCAUCGAGACUUCAGAGCCAGUCCAGCCUGACAUCUCACCCAAUGACACAUCUAUUCUGUAUUUCGCUUCUUCAUAUUCUCAUGCCCCAUAUGGCUUCAUUCCCAGGUCUAGGUUGCUAUUUUCGGUUACAAACUAACCAAAAACUGCAGGUCUUAAACUGUUAUAUGCUAUAGUUUUAAAAUAUAGAAAGUGAACUAUGGUGGUUGUCCCAGCCCAAUACUGAAUGUUUGAAAUCCAAACAUAGUAGUGUUCACAGUUAUUUUAUAAGAGGGUAGGAUAGUCCAGAACAUAGAAGCCACCAAGUAGCAUCUGAGAAUGUUGGAAGAGACAUUUGGGUCACUGUCCAGGGCCUCUUCGGGGCCCACUGCCUCGCUUCCCCAGCCCACCUUGCAGUCUUCCGACCCUGUGCUAUCAGGGCUGUUGUGGCACCUGUGUCAGGCCCAGCCCUGGCUGUGUGCUGCUUGGGAACAGCUCACGUUAAUGUGUCUCUGUAGAGCUCAUGGGGUCAGUUUAAAUCAUGCAUGAACAUGUGUUCAUCUUUUAUACAGCUUUUUAAGACACCAACCAUUGUGCAUAAUUGAGAGAAAUCUUUCAGUUCUUCUCUUUAGAAAGAUAAAUAUGUGUAGCCUAAAACAAAAAUUAGCCUUUUUUCCCUCUCAAUCUAUUGUGUGCAGUUUAUGCACACUGUCUGUGGAUACGCACCUGUCUGGGGAUAAACUCAGUGUUCAUAGUUGGCUUAGCAUGUCCUGUGAACAGAUUCUCAGGAGGAAAGGAAAACUGAGAUUCCUCUCCUUUGCAGCAGAUGUAGGAAAGUGACCACUGGAGGACAUGGUGUCACCUGUGAAAUUGAGGGGUGUGUGGCUAAUUGUUAGCAGUUGUGUUCUGAUUUGAUGUGAGGAGGCGCUACAUCCACCCCUCUACAUGAUGCGGGGACCAGUGUCUUGUGAGAUUAACUGGGAGACAGGUGGAUCACCAUGGGCAAGAGGCCCUGCCUGGGCCUGGGGAGAACCAGUGAUACUGGGAAGAGCAGUGGCAGCCCUUCUUCCUGCCAUUUUAAGGACGUGGUGCAAGGAGGCUGCCCCCUCACCUCAUCUCAGGCUUAAGUGGACUUUGCUUUGGCGCCUGUCUCCAGUACAAGGGCUAGAGUCCUGCCUUUCCUUUGCUAGGUGGAAUCUGGAAUUGCUCAUCUACCUCUUAGUCAAUCAGUUGCUAUGGGAGAGAAGCAAGCUUGCGGGCCAAUGUCCUCAUACAAGCUGUAGUGCUUAAGAUAUUUCAGAGGUUCCCUGGAAAACCAGUCCCAGGGGUCCUAUGAUCCAUAGUUUCUACCUGAAUUAUAACUGGUAUUGGGUACCUGGAUUUGGAUUGAUUAGCCUUAAUUAUAGCCUGGCAUAAUCAUUUCUGAUGAUCAUCAUAAGGUUCUAUCACGGCACCUAUGUCAGUGGUGCUAUGCUGGUCAAAAUUUGAGAUUUUGAAAUAAAAAAUUUGUCACAUUCAUAAUCUAACUAAAUAUGUGUUCUUUUUCUGCACUUAGGUUAAUUUUAAAACAAAAAAAGGGAUGUAGUAUUACUUUCUCUGCUAAUGCUGCUUUGACCAGAAUUUUUUCCUAAUCAUAUCUUCUAGAAAAUACUCUAAUGCUCUCGGUGAUAAUUAUUGGUCAUUCCCCUCAGUGUAGGCCCUUCUGCCUCCCCUGCACUCUUUUUGUCUUUGAGCCAUGGGCUUGGGUGAGGUUUUGUUCUCAGCCCACCCAGUUCUAUUGUUUAAUCUUAUGCUUUCUGCUGUUCCCUUCCUUGCCUCCCAGAUUGAAAACUCCAUGCGCCAGUUGGACUUGGCUGUGGGGAAGGACUAGAAUGGGCUCCCUCAGCAGAAGUAGGACUUUGGCAAUGCUGGUGGCCUGGCCUGAGGGAGGAGUUAAGGUAGUGAUUAGAAAAAGGGCAUCCACCUGGGGGGUGGGAAGGAGGAGGAGAUAAGA
This is a messenger RNA of Pteronotus mesoamericanus, 5097 nucleotides long. RefSeq names its product zinc finger and BTB domain containing 5 (gene ZBTB5). Lineage: Eukaryota; Metazoa; Chordata; Mammalia; Chiroptera; Mormoopidae. Gene Ontology annotation, biological process: regulation of transcription by RNA polymerase II. The transcript is spliced from 2 exons. Gene Ontology annotation, cellular component: nucleus. The coding region runs from base 198 to 2228 and encodes 676 amino acids. The record is from RefSeq and is a predicted model, not a curated record. Gene Ontology annotation, molecular function: protein binding; DNA-binding transcription repressor activity, RNA polymerase II-specific.